Messenger RNA from Perkinsus marinus ATCC 50983, 261 nucleotides. RefSeq lists its product as hypothetical. The record is from RefSeq and is a predicted model, not a curated record. Gene Ontology annotation, molecular function: beta-1,4-mannosylglycoprotein 4-beta-N-acetylglucosaminyltransferase activity. Gene Ontology annotation, cellular component: membrane. Gene Ontology annotation, biological process: protein N-linked glycosylation; N-acetylglucosamine metabolic process. The transcript is spliced from 2 exons. The annotation marks the transcript as partial. NCBI's taxonomy places the organism in Eukaryota, Perkinsozoa, Perkinsida, Perkinsidae.
GUUGCUGAAAAACCGCGGGUUUUCGAUAUUUUCCUAUUUUCUGGUGAAAAAGAUUUGCUCGAAAUCCGACUACGUACACUGAAGGACGUUGUGGACAAAUUCGUUAUUCUUGAGGGCACCGAAUCGUUCCAAGGUGAACCCAAGAAACUCAUCUAUCCCUCCAUCCAAGAUCAGCCACCGUUCGCAUCUUUCCGAGACAAGAUUCAAUAUAGAGUGGUUGACACGAAAACUGGCGGGUAUUCAUACAGGAGGAAUCUAUAA